AUUUACAUUUAGGUCCGCGGGAUCACUGCAAUCCCAAUAGUGCGGACAGGAGCAGGCACCAGGAAUAUUGCUACGAGAGAACUAUUGCCCAUCAUUUAUAGCUUCUUCACUGAUCUUUUGCUGUUGAAAUUGCUUGUGACAUAUUUUCAAUCCUUUUGUCCGGCGUGUUAAUUGAUAGAUUUGCACAACUGACGAGAGCACUGAAGGGUAGAGCUGGCUCCAAUUGCUCCAAAAAUCUUUCCGUCUGUUUCACGGACGUUCCCGCUUCUGCUAUCGUUUCGAGUUGGUGUCUUGACGUGAUUUUUGUCUCACUGCGAGAGCCAUGAGUUCCUCCAUGAAGACUACGAACUUAGGUCAGAGGAUGGGCGACAACAGAAGUUUUGAUCUCAUCCAAAAUCGGAUUGAAUCUUUAAGUGGAAAGAUGGACAAGCUCAUCAACCUUCAAGAGAAGGUCCUUAUUCGGCUAGAUGCCAAGUCCGAUGUGACUGACAAGGAAGAGACGGAGAAUGUCAAGAGCCUCGUCUCAAGUGUGGAAGUCAAUCAGUCGCAGGGACAGGACGUCAAGAAGAUAUACCAGGAAAUGAGCACCAUCAUGUCGGUGGUCAACCAGCGGUCUGAGAUUCAGACGCAGAAGCUGGAGGGGAUGGAGAAACUGGUCCUCAGCAUGCAGCAGGUGAUCAGCUUCAUCGGCGAGACGAUCAAGAGCUCCAGGCUUAUGGAACUCAUGUUCAAAGGUCCGGCUGACAGCAAGGCUAACAAAGUCUCAAAGAGGAAAUCAUCUGACAAUGUUAAAAAGCCAGACAAGAAAACUACCUCUAACACAGCCCUAAAAGAGAAUGAAGAGGUCUCACUGUCAUCUAACACAUCAGAGCACGAUGGAUCAGAGCAUUUCCCCGCCCCUCGCAAUUAUGGAACCUUUUUGAAGAACCAGAAUAAAGACGGCGCAGAAAAGCCUUGUUUGAGCCUCAAAGCUCCAAAGACGAUGAAACCCCCAGACACUGAAGACACCUCGUUGCAGAAGCAAGUGCAGUUUCAAAAAGACGUUCUGAAACUCAACAAUGAGAAUGCAGAGAAGUCACCUCAGCAGUUUGCCAUGUUUUGGAAUCUGGAAGCUGAUGUUCCCGCCGCAGACCCCGACAGCGGCGACGAUGUGGAAGUUACCGAGGAGGUCGUUGAAGUGGAGGAGAUAGUGGAGAUCGUCGAAGAGCUAGAGGAGGAGGAAGCACUGAAGGGAGAAGAAGUGGUGGAAGAAGUGGUGGACGAGGUGGUGGAAGAGCUGGAAGUGGUAGAGGAAUUUACUGUAGAAGAUUCGCAAAAUUCUGAAUCGGACAACAACGAACAAAUAAAUUCAAGUGACGAAUGCGAAGACACCUUCCUGGACGCCAAGAUGGAGCUCAGUGUCGGCAGCGGCUCCUUUGAGACCGAAGAACUUGUUGUGGUGGCGGAAUACACCGAGGUCCUGGAAGUUGACGAGGUGGAGGAUGAAAAGGAGGACAAGAAUGAGGACAAGCAGAAGCCGCAGGAACAGAACCAGAACCAGGCUGGGCUUGAGUCCCAGUUUGAUCUGAAAGAAACAUUGGCGCCAGAGAGGGAUGAAAACAAAGCCGAGCCUGAGGAUGAAAAUGAGCCUGAGGAUCAACCCAAAUACUUGAUUGACACCGCUCCUCCCCCGCCAGCGCCGUUUAAUCACCGCAUCGUGUCGGCCAAGCCCAACCAGAUCGGCAACUUCUACACCAUCAACUGGCAGGAAGUCCUGGGAGGGGGUCGUUUUGGCCAAGUGCACAAAUGUGUUGAAAACUCAUCCGGUCUGACGUUGGCAGCCAAGGUCAUCAAGGCCAGAUCUCAGAAAGAAAAGGAAGUGGUGAAGAACGAAAUCCAGGUUAUGAACAAUCUGGACCACGCCAACCUGAUCCAACUCUACGCAGCGUAUGAGUCCAGGAAUGACAUCAUCCUCGUGCUGGAAUACGUGGGCGGAGGCGAGCUGUUUGACAGGAUAAUCGAUGAAAACUACACGUUAAUGGAGCUGGAUGCCGUGGUGUUCAUCAGGCAGAUCUGUGAGGGCCUGCAGCAUAUGCACAAGAUGUACAUCCUCCAUUUGGACUUGAAGCCGGAAAACAUCUUGUGUGUAAGCAGGGUGACCAAUAAAAUUAAGAUCAUCGACUUUGGCCUCGCGAGGACAUACAAACCCAGGGAGAAGUUGCGAGUCAAUUUCGGUACGCCGGAGUUCUUGGCCCCGGAAGUCAUCAACUACGACUUUGUGUCGUUUAACACGGACAUGUGGAGCCUUGGCGUCAUCACGUACAUGCUUCUGAGCGGCCUCUGUCCUUUCCUGGGCGACGACGACAACGAGACGCUCAACAACAUUUUGGCCUGCCAGUGGAAUUUUGAAGAGCAAGAAUUUGUGGACACGACUGAAGAGGCCAAAGAGUUCAUCACUAGGCUCCUCGUCGUCAAUAAAACCUGGAGGAUGGGAGCGUCCGAGGCCCUGAGACACCCUUGGCUGUCUGAUUCUGCCCUUCAUCAUAAACUUAAUACCAAGAAAACUAUGUGCCGAUCUCGCCGGUCAUCAUGUGUGCCCCCAACAGACAGUUGAGGGCACCACGAUGGCUCCAAGCUGUGGCCACUCCGGACCAAGCUACCCGUCCCCUCAUACAACACCACUUUGAAAUGAGUGAAAUUGUAAUAUACAUAAAAA
This is a messenger RNA of Syngnathus acus (greater pipefish), 2695 nucleotides long. It is a transcript of the gene mylk4a, whose product is annotated as myosin light chain kinase family, member 4a. Gene Ontology annotation, biological process: protein phosphorylation; intracellular signal transduction; positive regulation of apoptotic process. Gene Ontology annotation, molecular function: ATP binding; protein serine/threonine kinase activity. The coding region runs from base 323 to 2593 and encodes 756 amino acids. Gene Ontology annotation, cellular component: nucleus; cytoplasm. The transcript is spliced from 15 exons. Lineage: Eukaryota; Metazoa; Chordata; Actinopteri; Syngnathiformes; Syngnathidae. The record is from RefSeq and is a predicted model, not a curated record.